GAUAGGGAGGGUAAUGUAAUGUAAUGCAGCAAAGAGGGAAAGGUAACAACCGUAGAUCCAGGAGUUUCUCAAGGUCCCGUCUCGCUGUUGAAGGCACUUAGCCACACACACACACCCACCGCUUUCAGCUAUGGAUGAGCGUCACAUUCAGAAAUCUUACUGGCUUCAGCAUUCCGCCGAUCUCUCCGUCGAGGCAAUGAUGCUCGAUUCCAAAGCCGCUCAUCUCGACAAAGAAGAGAGACCCGAGGUGCUUUCCCUAUUACCUCCAUUCGAAGGCAAGUCCGUUAUUGAGCUUGGUGCUGGUAUUGGUCGAUUUACUGGUGAAUUGGCUCUGAAAGCUGGUCAAUUGCUUGCUGUGGACUUCAUUGACACUGCUAUCAAGAAGAAUGAAACCAUCAAUGGACACCACAACCAUGUCAAAUUCUUGUGUGCUGAUGUCACAUCUCCAAAUAUGUCAAAUAACGUUUCUGAAGGAUCCGUUGACGUCGUUUUCUCAAAUUGGUUACUUAUGUAUCUCUCAGAUAUUGAGGUUGAAAAAUUAGCUGAAAGGAUGGUCAGAUGGUUAAAAGAUGGUGGAUAUAUAUUCUUUAGAGAAUCUUGUUUCCACCAAUCUGGAGAUUCAAAGAGAAAAUACAACCCUACUCACUACAGGGAACCCAGAUUUUAUACCAAGGUAUUUAAAGAGUGCCAUAUGAGUGAUAAUACUGGGAAUUCCUUUGAGCUUUCUCUUGUGGGAUGUAAAUGCAUUGGAGCUUAUGUUCGAAAUAAGAAGAAUCAAAACCAGAUUUGCUGGAUAUGGCAGAAAGUUAGGUCACAAGAUGAUAGGGGUUUCCAGCGCUUCUUGGAUAGAGUUGAAUACAGCCACAAGAGUAUUUUACGAUAUGAACGGAUGUAUGGCCCAGGCUUUGUGAGCACUGGUGGACUUGAAACGACAAAGGAGUUUGUGGCAAAGCUGGGACUAAAGCCUGGUCAGAAAGUUCUGGAUGUUGGUUGUGGUGUUGGGGGAGGUGAUUUCUACAUGGCUGAGAAUUUUGAUGUUGAGGUUAUUGGCAUUGACCUCUCCAUAAACAUGAUUUCUCUUGCUAUUGAACGUGCUAUUGGACUGAACUACGCUGUUGAAUUUGAUUGUGCGGAUUGCUAUAGAAAAACAUAUCCUGAGAAUACAUUUGAUGUAAUAUACACUCGGGACACCAUGCUGCACGUCAAAGAUAAACCAACAUUAUUCAGAUCAUUUUACAAGUGGUUGAAGCCUGGAGGAAAAAUUCUAAUCACAGAUUACUGCAAAAGUGCUGGAAGUCCAUCUUUAGAAUUUGCUGAGUACAUAAAAAAAGGAGGAUAUUAUCUCCAUGACAUUAAAGCGUAUAGGCAGAUGCUUGAGGAUGCGGGAUUUGAUGAUGUCAUUGCCGAGGAUCGAACUGAUCAGUUUGUGAACACGCUACAGCAGGAGUUAAAUGCCCUUGAGAACAAGAAGGACGAUUUUAUUGGUGACUUCAGCGAGGAAGACUACAAUGAGAUUGUCGAAAGAUGGAAGGCAAAGCAGACCAGGGGUGCAUCUAGAGAGCAGAUGUGGGGCUUGUUCAUUGCCAAGAAAAAUUGACAUGCUUUAUUGCUAUCAUAUGCCUUGUUCUAGCUAUAUUUAAUUCCUGUGUGGCCGGAAUAGUUAUCUGUGUCUUUUAUGUUGGUUUAAGAUUCAUAGCUGCUUUCGAAUUAGAAUGACGAUCUGCUGAGAGGAGAAUGCUCUUCGAUUUGAAUAACAAUGGUCACUUGCCAUUGGCUUCCUUGCUAAAAAAUAAUUUCAACGUCUUGGUUUUUGGUUUGAAUAUUUGGUAAAUUUGCCAUAACAAUUGUUCCCCUCAUUUGGAAUUUGAGAAGAAAACUCUUGGCCCCCUCA
Messenger RNA from Glycine soja, 1891 nucleotides. Its product is annotated as phosphoethanolamine N-methyltransferase-like. The record is from RefSeq and is a predicted model, not a curated record. Bases 131 to 1597 code for a protein of 488 amino acids. The transcript is spliced from 11 exons. Gene Ontology annotation, biological process: phosphatidylcholine biosynthetic process. Lineage: Eukaryota; Viridiplantae; Streptophyta; Magnoliopsida; Fabales; Fabaceae. Gene Ontology annotation, molecular function: phosphoethanolamine N-methyltransferase activity.